CGAUCAACGAUCCCUCCCGCCGGUGACAGAACUGCACAUGUGUGAUGAUCCUAACGUUAAACAACUUUGAGGCUCAAGCUUAAGCUCAAAGCUCAUGCUUACCUGCGUCGUACCUAGCCGGCUACCUCACCAUUAACGGGUCCACGUCGCACGUGCAUCUAAGUGCGUAGGAAUUUCAAGGUACAAUUAAAAAAAAAAAGAGGACAAGUGCAAAUUAGGGGAGAACAAAGCCUACAUAGUACCUAUUCUUACAUCCCUUAACCAACAUCUUACCUCCUAUCCCCUACUUACCUUACCUACCAACCAACUUCGAUGUGCAACGAGAUGAACCAGCCCCUACUUCGAAGACUCGGAUGAUGCAGGGAAAGCAAGAAAUCAACGGCAUCAUCCAGCAACGCGGGACGCGCCUCGCCUAAGGUGCUUUCGUUAUGGCACUCCUAAACCCGACCUUCAUAUUCGGCCUCCUCCUCCUCCUAUACCUAUCGUCCUUCGUUCUCUUUGCCGCGCUUCGCAUAUUAACCGGCAUAUCCAUACAACGAGUUGGAUACUUCUCCCUGCGACGACUAGCCUAUACCCCUAAAGAUGGCAUCAAGAUCCAGAUUCGUGGCCUCGGCCUUAACCUCCACCGCCCAACUUUCUCUCAACCAACUUGGCUUAGCAUUGUCGUGAGCGAAUUGGUUGUGACGGCGGACAUCAAACAGCUUGAGGGCCGCAAAAAAUCAGGAGUUGACUCCAGUGGAAGUGAGAGUGAAGAUGAGGGAGAUAAGGGACUACAAGAUGACAAGACCAAGACUCCACCUAAGCAUUCCAAGCGGACUACUCCGAAGGACACUCGCAGUGCUACUUGGAAACAGCUCACAAAGCUAAAAGAACGCAUAAAGAAGCUUCACCGAAAUGUCGAUUGGCUUCGCAUGGUGGAUAUGGUGGCCACCGACUCAGCGGUUCACAUUGUGGAUGUUGGUAAGGUGCAGUUCGGUAGCUUCACCAUGGCCCUGGAUACACGUAAUCGUAUGGUCGAUCGCGCACGCUUUUUCUUCCAGACCAGAUCCGACAAACUCCGGCAACAACAGUCCGCUGAAUGGAUUGUUACAUUGCGAAGUGUCCUGUUCACGGCUAAGGGAGGUGAGGCUAUAGAGAUAUUGGAUAGUGCCACCCUCAACAUCCAUGGAUUCCUAUACGAUGAUCUCGACGGGCUUCGAGAUGCUGCCAUUGCUCUGAAACUUGGGAGAGUCCAUAUUCCUUACGACGAUAUGAUAAGCUGCAUGGAGCGUUUCCAGAAAUCCAGGGGUCCAUACCAGGCAACCUACAAGCAGGUUGAGUCACUGGAAGUGGCAGUCGACAAGGUCAUCCAAGAGAUCAGCACGCCUGGCAGUACCGAUCAAGAGUUAAUGCAGACGGUAUCCGAUUCGAAAGAGUUUGUGAGCUCUAUACUUCGAGGAAUCAAGGAAGUUCAAUUUGCAGUAAGCUUUGUUAGCUUUACCAAGGAGAUAACUGGCGUGAAAUCAUCAGGACUGCCUUUACUUCUGAAUGCCUCUAUGAAGGAGGUCGGUAUCGACUUGCAUCGGUUAGAUCCUAAGUCUCCAGCUCAUCGAAUGUACUUUCCCUCAAAGGAUAUUGCACAUGAAGCUCUGGCUGUUGCGCUCUCAAUCUCCGUCGGAUUUGACGAUGGCAAUGGAAAGCCAGAAAGGGUGAUAUAUGUUCCCAUGGCCACCACAACGGUGAAAACUACUCUGCCCUCGAAAACCGUAGAGCUCUCUGAUGUGGGAAGCGCUGAAGAGAGGAAUGCGAACAUCCUCUUCGCCAAUUCUGUUGUUACUUCACCUUCUAUUGAUCUAGAUCCAAAACAUAUUCCAGUGCUUCUUGCUCUCCUUCGGCGCCAGCCCAAAGCACCAAAGGCUCGCGUACAACAGAGACACAGGCUUAUUUCUCGCCUGCUGCCAAAAGCCAACAUCAAGUUUUCUAUGCACGAACCAGUCCUAAGGAUAUCGCUUCCUCCAGUCGAAAAGACCGACGACCCAGACGAAUUCGACUUAAUAAUUUCUUCGAUCUCCUCUAUUUCUCUAGAUCUUGAAUCCUUCCAUUCGGCAGUAGAAGACAUGCAUUACUCCUUAGCGUCGUCUAUGCGAGUUCAGACGCACCACCUCUAUUAUCAGACAACCCAAGGCAAUCGCUUUGACUUGAUUGAAACGGAAUCCUUUGACUUAAAGAUCCAACUCUCGGCGACUCCUGACGUCCAUGUAAUUGCCACCGGCCAUUUGCAGACUUUUGCCAUUCGUAUGACUCGUCCUGAAAUCACGAAUGGUCUACGUCAGAUAUUUCGCCAGUUGAAGCUGGAUACCAAGCCGGACAAGCAGGCAAGAUUUAGGACACAAAAGUCGCCAAAUGCCGUUCGCGCCUUGCCGCAGUGGCUGCUUCAUUUCACAGUGCAGGUUGAGGACUUCAGUGCCGAGGUGACUGGAAGCGACGAUGACUUCCCAGGGCUUACCCGAGGCAUAGUGUUACAGAUGGAUUCGUGGUCGGCUGAGUAUCGUGCUCAAAGAUUAGACACUGUUAAGAACCGGCCAAUGUCCAGGAGACGAACAGUGAGUCGGUCAUUCCUCCCCGAUCCGGAAUUUCUGAGCUCCCUUUCUAUGCCGCCGUCCCCACGGAAAAAGCAGCAGAGCGACGGCGAUGGGCGGAAACUUACGGUUCACACACGUGGUCUGGAAGUUUUCAUAAUUGAAGCGCCAGAGAAAUGGGAAGUAGAGCCGUUUAUUCAGAUGCCUCGAUUUGAAAUAGCUCUAUCAACGCAUAGUGAUGCUCAAGGACCGAUUCUCCACGUUCAUUCUCAUAUGAAAACCCUCCUUCUCCGCUACUCGCUCUUCCGCCAUUAUUCAGUGGGUGUUGCCAUCAUGGUUUUACAAAAGGCGUUCACGAGAGGACCGGAAUCGCAAACGGAAUCGCAACGUCCAGAACCAGCAAGCCCAAGGACAGGCUACUUAAGCCCGCCCAUGGUAUCGCCAGAUUCGCCAAUCGCUAACCAGAUGGACGGUUUUCAUCGGAUUUCGAAGGAGCUCGUUACGUUUGACAUCAAGGCUGCUCUGAUUCAGGUCAAGGCCGAAAUGCCUGAUGAUCCGCCUUUGAUGCUGCAGAUCUACGGCGUGGAGGCUGGUCGGCAGAGGUGGUCGUCCCCAUUCUUCUUCUCGAAGUUAAUACGUCUGUAUGCUGGCGCACCUCGAAUGCGGGGAGUUUGGGCGCGUAUUGCAAGUAUCAAGACUAUUCGUUUAGAUUAUCGCGAGUCACGCAGAAAGAUGUCAUCAGGAGGUUUCCAUGAUGAUAAAAUGUUUGACGUAGUGACUGAUGCUAUACGACUAGCAGUUCCUCACGAACUGAUUAUUAGUGAGAUAUCUGACAACAUCAUCAAUGUUAUCAAAGCAAGCGAGCAACUUCACCACCGUUUCAAAACUGGCACAAAUGAGUACAUACUAGAAAAGCCACCGGAGGGCCCCAAGAACGUCCCAAAGAUCUCUUUUAGGACCCGUACUCUCUUGUUUGAGCUUGAAGAUGGUGCCUUCGAAUGGAAACUGGGGGUUAUCUACAGAGCUGGACGGGUAGAGCAGCUGCAGCGCCUCGCACGCGAAGAAGCUUUCCGGGUCAAGGCGAAGAAAAUACACGAAGAAGAAACAAGAAAAGAUUCGCAUCGGCUUCGCAAUCGAUCGGCGAUGCCUAGAGGCAGGACCGGUGCUCCGAACACAUCCUUCGCGCGUAGCAAGAGUGAGGAUGGCCUCUCCAAAAUAGGCCGUAGUCAACGGUCUCAUAGCGAAUCCCAGAACCCUCGGUAUGAUCCAGAAGCAAUACCUAGUAUGAGUGGGCGGGCACACGUGUCCAUUCAAGAAGCCAGGGUCAAGCUUCACGAGCACAACGCUCAAAGCUGGAAAAAGCGCAUUAAUCAUCACUAUGUAAUGGCAAGGAACGGCAUGAAGGAACUCCGCGGCCUAUUCUGGGGCCCGGAUCAGCUCCCCGACGAUCUUGAGGACAACGAGAAAAUCCUCGAAGUGCCCCAGCGACCAGCAUUGAUGGGUGCAGUCAUAACUGAUUUGCAUGUAGUGAUUGAUAAGCCAUCAUUCCCGAUGCAAAAGCUACCGGAUUUCCUGCAUAGUGUCGGGAAAGGGAUGCCAAGGGAUAUGAAGUAUUCCCUUUUAAUACCCAUGAAUGUCCAGGUCAGUAUGGGCGAAUUACGAGUGAGCCUCAGGGAUUACCCUCUCCCUCUACUCCAUGUCCCUGCCAUAAAGCCCGGCCAGUCGACGAAGCUUGCAGCCUUGUCCCUCAAAACGGACUUUGUCAUUGCAGAAGAGUACCGGGACAGCUCGUCAAGCCGUAGGAUCAAAGUGCAAAUCACCCCCCCUGGCAAUGCAGAGCCGGGAGUUCCGAAUGGAGGCUUCGCGAUUGAUGUCCGUCGCACCAUCGGACCCGUCAAAUCCUUCUCGGACAUAUACGCCGACAUCAAUACUGCAUAUCCCACCCGGAUCACUUGGGGCCCUUCAUAUCAGCCAGCUAUCCAGGAUAUGAUGAUGGCCAUCGAGUCAUUCACGAAACCACCGUUGGAUCUUUCCGAGCGUGUAGGGUUUUGGGAUAAGAUCAGACUCAGCUUCCAUUCCCGCCUUCGAGUAGCAUGGAAAGGGGAUGGUGAUGUGCAUCUAGCUCUUAAGGGCUCGAGAGAUCCGUAUAGUGUCACGGGCGAAGGUGCUGGUUUCUUGCUAUGCUGGCGAAACAAUGUGAACUGGAACAUCCACACCGUAGAUGACCCGAAGAAGUUCAUGAUGGUGAACAGCGACGAAUUUGUCCUCGCAGUACCAGAUUAUAGCCACCAGGUCAGAGAGGCAUCGCGCCAGGUUGGAGAUGAUGAGAGCAUGACAAGCGAAAACAGUUUCAAAUCCGGCUCUUCGUUCAAGAAGGUGGUCAUGAAACUAUCUGGAAAUGUCCAUUGGAUGGCUGGGCUUGUCUUCGAAAAGGCCAUUGAAGAUGGGAAGCGAAAUUACCAGUUUAAGCCACAUCACGAGGUCAUUAUGAAGUCCCCUGAGUACAGCGAGGUGGGCGAUGAUGGCCUCCCGUAUGAUGCUUUCCGAGGCUUUAGGAGUGAACAUAUACAUCUUUCCAUCGCAGUAAGAGCACCGGCUGAUCGAGAUUGGGCUUCAUCUGAAGUUCAGUCAUCGAAAAGCUAUAACACUGUGCAUCUAACUCCGCGGUUCUUCACCCAUUUCUUUGCCUGGUGGUCUCUUUUCAGUGGCCCGAUGUCACUUCCUGUUCGUCAAGGGUCUUUGUGGCCUGGAAGAGAAAAGACCAGCAAAAAGUUUGGAAGACAUCUCGGUACGAUCAAGUACGACCUUCUCUUGGCUCCGUUGUUCCUUAGUCAUAUAUACAAGCAUAAAGAUGUCGAAGACUAUUCCGAGACCUCUGUAUCGGCUACAGGCAUUAAAGUUCGAUUCGACAGCUUCAUGCUCGACAUCCACCAACGCCGGGAGGAGUUCAACACCCGGGAUCAGGGUCGCAAAACGAACGGCAGAACAACCGGCAUGAAGAUGAACGCAGCUCAGCUCGAUCUAGUAUCCGCAGAUGUCCGUGCCGUUUCUGCUAGUAUGAAGGGAACGACAACUGAGGCCAUCAAGAAGAAUUCAGUUUCAACUCUAAUCACGCAACAAGAGGACGACGGUACCGACCUUUCUCAUUUCACCAUUCCCGACAACGAUUUCAGUUGGGUCGACAUGGACGAUUUUGUUGAGCUUGAUUGGAUCCUGCCCUCGGAACCUAACCCAGACACAAAGAUCUUGCCUUUAGUCUUCGCCCCCCGUGUUACCUACUUCAGACAGACCGACAUUGAAGGUAUCAUAGAUGGUGACCCAGAUCGCACGAGUCCAUUUGGCGACGAACCCACACAUCUUUGUAUAAUGAGCCAAGAUGAUGAUCCUAGGAGGGUUCAAGCUCAGCUCAUUCAGUCUCGGUUGGACCAAUUACGCACUCAGAUUACCGCCAAUACACGGAAUCUAGGGGAUGCUGAACUACGCGUGGUUCGGGAUAAUGGCAACGAUCCAGAUCUGAAGUCGGACUUUGAAAUGCUUAGCAAACAUGCUACCGUCUUGGAAGAGAAACGAUCGUUUAUGGAAGACAUGCUGCAACAAAUGGCUAUCAACGCAUCCAAUAAUGAUCAAGACGGUCCAGGAGGCUACGAAGCUACGAGCAAUGAAUCUCAAGAAUGGACGGACAUUGGGGACGGAAAGAUCAGAGUACCAGCAGGGGCAGAAUUCGCAAGUGACUUCAAAAACAGAUUUGUUAUCCACAAUAUGCAGCUGAAAUGGAACAACCUGCUGCGAAAUAUCAUCCUCCGAUAUAGCCACCAAGUGAGCCAACGCCGCGGUUUUGUCUACUACUUAUCUCGGCCGGCCGUUAAAUUCAUCCUGGACAUCGUCGAAGAACAAACCAGGGCCAAACAAAAUAGCAAGCCUGCCAGCACAGCACCUAACGACACACAAGCGCCUUCAUCUACGGCCAGCGGUGGGCAGGCCGGUGAUACUGAUCCAGAUAUUGAAUAUCGCAUCAAACAGAUUUUAAGAGAUGGCAGAAAAUAUGUUGAUGCCGAUGGAUAUUCAGUGUCUGAAGGACCCGUCAAUACGAACAUGGAAGAUAUUACUAGCGGCAUUGCUGAAGAAUUCGCUCCUCAGAAUUCAUACCACGUCCGUUUGAUCGCACCGCAGAUACAACUUCAAAGCGAGAAGAACAAGAAACACGUGGUGCUGAUCACAGCCAAAGGAAUGGACCUCAAAGUGGUCGAGGUUAUGGAGAAGGCCAGACUGUUUGAUCAGGUCAGCGGAUUGGUCCAACGACGAUUUUUGCUUAGGAUGGAUAGUGCACAGUUCUUCGUGACACACCAAAAAUGGUUCUCUGGCCAACUUCUAACCAUGUACUCGGGUAACACGUAUGGUACACCUGCCGGUUCGUCGUGGCCUCCCUGGGUACCCAUGGAAGUCAUGUACGAUUUCCAAUCCGACCCUUUCGGGUUCAAGAGAGUUGUGCAGAAGACAUCGGCUAUGCUGAGAUUCGACAAGUUCAAUACUCUCAGAUUGAAGUAUAACGAUGAGGUCAACAGCGAAUCUAAUCCCCUCGCAGCAGAGAGCACCGAAAGCAGGAUGGACAACCUCUGGGUAGAGUUUCCUCAGGCUAGGGCUCUCUGCAAUUCAUCGCAAUACUACGCCGUAUACGUCAUUGUGCUCGACUUGCUCAUGUAUAGCGAGCCUCUGGAGAAGACGAGAAAUGAGAGGUUGGAGAAGAUCAUACUGGCGUCAGACUUCAGCGACCUCCGAGGGACACCAGAAAUGGUUACCAAGUUACAAGAGCGCAUUCGGCAACUAGAAGAUAUCAAGGCGCACUUCCAGGUUCAUUCGAAAUAUCUUGACAGGAAGGGAUGGCAAGAUAGACUACUCCUAGAACGUGACCUCGCUGCCUGUGAGGAUGAGUUGUUCUUUAUGAUGAAAGCCAUCACCACCUCGCAACGAAAGUUCGACAACGCAUCGCAGAGCAACGCCUUGCUGAGAUGGACUAUUUCGGCAAAGGAAAUUGUCUGGCAUCUCAUUCGAGAUAAUAACGAACCCCUGGUUGAAUUGCAAUUGAGAGACGUAGAGUACGACCGGACCGAUAACUCGGACGGUUCGCAUGUCAAUUUAAUGCAAGUCGGCAAAGUGUUGGGCUUAAAUCUCAUGCCCGAUGCGAUCUAUCCAGAAAUGGUUGCGCCCUACUAUGAAGACGAAAAGGCAGCCCUAGCCAGCUUAGAUGGGAUUCAAAUGGUUCGUGUCUACUGGCACAUGCUGGAGGCCAUUGCAGGUAUACCUGUGAUGGACCACUUCGAAGUCAACUUGUUUCCUCUCAAGAUCCAACUAGAGCACGAGGUGGGGAAGAAGCUCUUUGAAUAUAUAUUCCCUGAAAUGGAUGAGGAUCAGGCCGACGACGAGACUGAUUCACCCCUCAUUUUCAAAUCAACCUUCCUUGGUGAUGCGGAGGACGAAAAUAUACCAGAUGAAGCUACGCCUAACUCUAGUAGACUUGGUGCUUCGCUCUCUGAAGAGCCUUCAUUUUCCACGCGGGCAGGGUCUUUGGACCUUCGACUACGGCCGACCAUGACCUUGGAUCCACGCCAGUCUGAUGAAGGCGACCAGAAGCUCAAGGCAGCUAGUGUUCAUUCGGGUGACGGUGGCAGUGUGUUCCGCCUUUUCGGUCAAAAGACGCUGAGCAAGAAGCCAUCACAUGAAUCUCUCCAGUCCAGCAAUCCUCCGCAACAGAAGGCGGUAAUCGGCCGAGCGGCGACGAUUGCUUCAGUCAGCGGCGAGAAUAAGAAGGGUGGUCGGUUCGGACUCUCCCGAAAAGCUGCUAAUUCCGAGGACAAACCAUCGGAUGAUCUCACAAAGAUGAUGGCGCGCGCCUCCAGUUACAUGACAUUUGCGUAUAUCAAGAUGCCAUCAGUUGUUCUAUGCCUCAGCUACAAGGGCAAAGGCGAACGAAAUCUGGAAGAUGUACACGACUUUGUUUUCCGGCUGCCUAUAAUCGAAUACCGCAACAAGACCUGGUCCAAUCUCGACCUCGCCCUAGCUCUGAAAUCUCGUGUGAUCAAGGCUCUGAUCUCUCAUACCGGCGCCAUUAUUGGAAACAAGUUCAGCAAGCAUCGACCCAAUAUAGCACAACAAAGCAAGUUGAGGGAGCUUGCUACUAGCAACGUCCUACUUGCAACACCGUCUAUACCUAACAGCGGCGAAAAUAGUGAUGAUUCGUCAAGCUUGCAUGGAACUAGCCCGGCUGAUUAUUCGCAAUCACCGCCGAGAAGCAUAACAAGCGCCCAUUCGAACAUCCCGGGGCCGCAGCGAUCGAACAGUCGAAGCUCUAGUGUCACUUCAUCGCGCUCAUAUAGUCGCUCUCUUUAUAGCAACACGGACAAUAAUAGCCGCACUGCACCACCUUUGCCCUCAUUUGUCAAGAUGAGGCCACCAACCCCGACAGAACGAACGAACACUGGUCUAGGGAUUGACUUUCCGCCUCGGCCAAGUACCAGCGCGAGUAUGAGCCUAAGUCCAUUCCAAACAUUGACGAAAAGCGUCACCACAGUCAAUGACAAGGAUAAACAGAAGUCGGGCAACUCCGGAUUCUUCAAGGGAAAGUUAAACGCCUUUACAAACCGGCUAAAGGAUCGAGAUAACAGUAACGCCAAGAACACCCACGAGGACGAGCCCGAGCCCGAGCCCGAGCCCGAGGGGGCGGAAGAGUACGAAAGCGAAGGAGACAAAUGAAAAGACCAAGUUGAAUGGAAGGAGAUCCUUUUGACAACAUAAUCAAGCUUCGUCGAGAAUAUUCGAAUAAUAAUCAAUGAUACCCCCCAAGAGUUAGAAGGACCCAAUAGGUGGUUUUUAUAAGUUGGACGAGGUGGACAUGUAUAAAUAAUUGGAUUCCAACCCCCACAAAGAAACAAAGAACCCCUGGCUGUUUGCUCGAGCUUGGGUACCUCUUGCUGGUCACGAUCGCCUUGCACUUUCGAAUUCGCUACGAGCAGUCCACUAUAUACUGUCUUCUUUUUAUUCCAUUCGAAGUCGGAGACGGGUGGACAGACGAUGCUACACUAUAUAAACCAGUAGCAAACCCCUCGAGACUAGCAGAGUCAAGCCAGAGACACACAGACAGACCUAGUUGGCGAAUCCUAAUCUGUACGUACCUAGGUAACGCAUGGUUCACUAUGUACAAUACCUAUAUGUCGAUAUAUGCGAAGACCUGGCCAACUCUUUACCAUGAUUGGUUUGUUGGUUGGUUAACCAGGCAAGCGGGUAGGCUAGGAGUCAGGUAGAAGGAAUGGAAAGGAGAAAAAAGGAUGGGAUUAGAAAGGAAGAAGAAAGAAAGAAAAAGAAGAAACAUUUGCAUCGGUGGAAACUGAAAAAC
Messenger RNA from Hypoxylon fragiforme, 9945 nucleotides. Its product is annotated as mitochondrial protein from FMP27-domain-containing protein. Lineage: Eukaryota; Fungi; Ascomycota; Sordariomycetes; Xylariales; Hypoxylaceae. The coding region runs from base 429 to 9305 and encodes 2958 amino acids. The record is from RefSeq and is a predicted model, not a curated record. The transcript is spliced from 2 exons.